Messenger RNA from Lichtheimia ornata, 579 nucleotides. RefSeq lists its product as uncharacterized. The record is from RefSeq and is a predicted model, not a curated record. NCBI's taxonomy places the organism in Eukaryota, Fungi, Mucoromycota, Mucoromycetes, Mucorales, Lichtheimiaceae. The transcript is spliced from 7 exons. The coding region runs from base 1 to 579 and encodes 192 amino acids.
AUGAAAUCCAGCCUGUACACUCUACCAUUCCUCUUGGGUGCUAUCGCAGUGAGUGCUCAAAUGACAGAUCGCCAAACUUCUCCGGCACAACCCGGAGGAUUAGCAUUUGCUGCUGCCAAUGAUCGUCAAACAUCUCCUAUUGGUGCAGGAAGCAUGAACUUUGCUGCAAAUGGAGAUGAAGAUGGCAACGUCUUCCCUUCCGAUAUGUUUUUCCACCAUCAUCCAUCCAAGGCAAUGGCAUUUGCGCUAGCAGGUGAUCAUCAAUCAGCCCCAAUUUCUAAUGGUGGACCAGAGCUAAGGCAAGGACAAGGCGAGCCCGACGCUAUGAUGAAUGACAUGUAUCUUCACCACCAUCCAAACAAAGUUUCUAUGGCAGCUGGUACUCCACGUUUGGCUGCCGAUGCUGGCGAACCUGAUACUAUGAUGAAUGAUAUGUAUCUCCAUCACCAUCCCAACAAGGUUUCCAUGGCAGCCGGUGGUGGUCAACAACUGGAUGCCAAUGCUGGUGGUGGUGAUGUGCCAGAGCUUAAUGAUAUGUUUCUCCACCAUCAUCCAAAUAAGGCCAUGGCUUAUAUCUAA